Messenger RNA from Tribolium castaneum (red flour beetle), 1216 nucleotides. RefSeq names its product cathepsin B precursor. The record is from RefSeq and is a predicted model, not a curated record. Bases 39 to 1100 code for a protein of 353 amino acids. The transcript is spliced from 4 exons. Gene Ontology annotation, cellular component: lysosome. Gene Ontology annotation, molecular function: cysteine-type endopeptidase activity. NCBI's taxonomy places the organism in Eukaryota, Metazoa, Arthropoda, Insecta, Coleoptera, Tenebrionidae.
CACAAGCUCUUUCAGUAUUAAAUAACUGUGAUUGCAAAAUGCAAAAAAUAAUCAUUUUGUGUGCUUUACUGCCAUUAUCAUGGUCAAAUCCCAACGUUACGCUUCUUAUCAAUCAAAUUAAUUCCCAACAAUCAUCAUGGACUGCCAGGAUUAACCCUUUUGACGACAUCGAGUCCCGCUUGGGAUUUUUGGGGAUUCACCCAGAUCCAAAUUUCCAACUAGAAGUUUUAGAGUGGGAAGAGCCCCGAACCGUAAUCCCUGCAACUUUCGAUGCUCGUGAAUAUUGGCCCCAAUGUAAAGACGUAAUCGGGAAUAUUCGCAAUCAGGGAAAAUGUGGCUCAUGUUGGGCGUUUGCUGCGGCCGAAGUCAUGUCAGACCGACUGUGCGUAGCAACGAACGGUUCAGUCAAAUUUGAAUUUUCGCCCGAAGAUCUUAUCAAUUGUUGCGAAACUUGUGGAAAGAAAUGUAAAGGGGGUUACUCAUACUACGCUUGGAAGUAUUAUACAUCGACAGGACUCGUAUCUGGGGGUGACUACAACACGUCAAGGGGAUGCCAACCCUACUCGAAGUCGAAUUUCAACGACGGUGUUUCACCUGAGUGUAGCAAAACUUGUCAAAACACCAAAUACCCCACAUCGUACCUCAAUGACAGACAUUUUGGUGAUGGCACUUAUUAUAUUCUCAAAAAUGUGACAACUAUCCAACAGGAAAUUUUACUGAGAGGGGGCCCAGUCAUGGCCGGCUUCGAUGUCUAUGAAGAUUUCAAAUUAUACCGAGAAGGUGUUUAUGUUCACACGUCUGGCGCUUUGCUUGGUAGCCAUGCGGUCAAAAUAAUUGGGUGGGGGACGGAGAAUGGAUGGGCCUAUUGGUUGGUUGCAAAUUCGUGGGGGAAAGACUGGGGCGCGUUAGGGGGUGUUUUCAAAAUCCGAAGAGGGACGAAUGAAUGUAAGAUUGAACAGUCGAUCAUAACCGGACAUGUGCGGAAAGAUGAGAAAAGCAGCACAAGCACUACUCCAGUGCCAGGUUCUGGAGUAAGGGUUGUAGGGUCCGGAGUUGGGGCUGUUCUCGCCAUGGUGCUGUUUUAUUUGUUGAAAUUUUAAUAAAAGUGAAGUGACCACAUUCGAUGAACCACUAUUUGGUCGUGUAGAAUUUUUUUAUUUUAUUUUGUAAUUAUGUUAUUCUACUUUUUUUAUAAAUAAAUUAUUAUUUUUACAAA